Molecule: messenger RNA, 1239 nt
Organism: Macrosiphum euphorbiae (potato aphid)
Lineage: Eukaryota; Metazoa; Arthropoda; Insecta; Hemiptera; Aphididae
Source: the annotation of a GenBank genome assembly
AUGCUGAACACAGGAAAAUUAUCUGGACUGACUUUGUUCAUUACUGGAGGUAGUCGGGGUAUUGGUAAAGCAAUAGCCUUAAAAGCAGCUAGGGAUGGUGCUAACAUUGUUAUUGCUGCCAAAACUGCUGAGCCACAUCCAAAAUUACCAGGAACUAUAUACACAGCUGCUAAAGAAAUUGAAGAAGCCGGAGGAAAAUGUUUACCUUGUGUAGUGGAUGUCAGAGAUGAAGGUCAAAUAGCAGAUGCUGUUGAUAAAUCAAUUAGUAAAUUUGGAGGUAUCGAUAUAGUUGUUAACAAUGCAAGUGCGAUUUCAUUGACUCCUACAUUAGAUACAGAGAUGAAGAGAUAUGAUUUGAUGCAUAAUAUCAACACAAGAGGAACAUUUUUAGUGUCAAAGAUGUGUAUACCUCAUCUGAGAAAAAGCAAACAUGCGCAUAUCUUAAACAUUAGUCCUCCAUUGAACAUGAAUCCUAAUUGGUUUAGAGACCAUGUUGCUUAUACAAUGGCUAAAUAUGGAAUGUCAAUGUGUGUAUUAGGAAUGGCUGCUGAGCUAAGAUCAGAUAAUAUUGCUGUGAAUGCUCUAUGGCCAAGAACUGCAAUAUACACUGCGGCUGUUGAAAUGUUAUCUGGAUCUACUGAAGCAAAAAAGUUAUCUCGUAACCCAGAAAUUAUGGCAGAUGCCGCUUAUGCGGUACUUAGUAGGUCUGUUCAAAAUUGUACUGGACAGUUUCUAGUCGACGACGAUGUAUUACGACAAGAAGGAAUCACUGAUUUGGACCAAUAUGCCAGUGAUCCAACCUAUAAAGGAGAUUUAAUGAUGGACUUCUUCUUGGAUGAAUCACCUCAUGAUGGUUUCAAUCAAGGAAAAGAAAAAUCUCAACAAGCUAAAAAAUUAAAUGGAAAAGAUAAUAUUGAGGGUAUAUUCACAAAAAUCAAUUCACAUCUGACUCCAGAAAUAGCCAAAGGAACAAAUGCCUGUUUCUUAUUUGUAGUAAAAGGAGACGAGGAUAGAACUUACUAUGUAGAUCUAACUGGAAAUGGUGCAGCUGGAAAAGGUAAACCAACUACAAAACCAGAUGCCACUUUAACCAUGGAAGCUGAUAAAAUAGAAGAAUUAUUUGAUGGAAAGCUAAAAGCUGGCGACGCUUAUAUGUCUGGUAAACUUAAGAUCAGUGGCAGUUUAAUGAAAGCAAUGAAAUUGGAGAAACUUAUGAAAUUAUUAAAGGCAAAAUAUUAA